ACAGUUGACCUGGUGAUUUCAGUGUUUCCGCAUUCAGCCAAUCGACCAGUUCUGUUUUCAGUUUUUUGGAGAGCACACACAUCUGAAUUUUUGUUUGGAAAAAGUCUAUAUAGUUAUCGUUCCCGUUGAUUCGAAUAAUCAGACAGUUUUCUGGCGCUAUGGUGGAGAAAACCAAAACACUUCAGCUGCUGCGAAUGGCUCGCUCCGUCUUGACGAUCAUCUAUAACGACCACUUCUGCUGGACCUUCAUAAAGAGCUAUGGACUCUUCUCCCUGGCGAUCCCGCUGGCCAAGUACUUCGAUGGCUUCCAAGUAUUGCCCAAUGGUGUUGUGUAGUUUUUCUUUUUGCGCGCGGAUCGGAUUUGUGCCAAGUGUACGUAAAUUAAAUGUUUUUUGAUCAAGGCAAACAUUGAUACCGUAAAA
This is a messenger RNA of Drosophila yakuba, 422 nucleotides long. RefSeq lists its product as uncharacterized. Bases 159 to 335 code for a protein of 58 amino acids. NCBI's taxonomy places the organism in Eukaryota, Metazoa, Arthropoda, Insecta, Diptera, Drosophilidae. The record is from RefSeq and is a predicted model, not a curated record. The transcript is spliced from 2 exons.